CACUUAAAUCUCCCAAAAUCUUUCCCUGCUUGGUUUCACUUCCACGUUCUGUGUGCGUGCGUGUGUGCGCGUGCUUGUGUUUGUGAGAGGGAAAGAGAGAGCGCUCAGGCGAGCUGCAUCGUGCCUGCGUCAUCCGGCCCCUUCAUUCAUGAAAAGUGUGACGUCAGCAGCAGCCCCAGCGCAACGAACGCCCACUCAGCUGCUGCGGCUGCAGAGAUCUCCAUCUCUCUCUCUCUCUCCCUUUCUCUCUCGCUCCGCUGACUGAUUCUGCUGUGUCUUUGCUGGAGGACGAUCUGUCAGCUGCGUGUCCUAAACUUGAACAGAAGUUGUCAGUAAAGCCUCGUCGCACGCUUCCUGUGGGUCGGGCAUCUGCCCAUGCACACGCACGGCACCAUGGGUAGCUCCCCGGAGGUGCUGUCCUGGACUUCCUGUCCCAGCCUGCUGGUGGGGAAACUGAAAGAGGAGCUCAAGCUGACUGUCGGGGAUACCAUGAAGAAAACCAAUAGCAACGUUUCUCCCCAAGCCCUGCCCCCUCCUCCUCCCCCACCACAGAUCAUUACAGACUUGGCUCCGCCCACCACUCUUCCGAUGCCGUUGCAACAGCUGCAGCUCCCAUGCAAGGAUGACGAGCUCUGUGGAACCAGUCCUCCGUGCACCGCCCUGAGCGAGGACUCCACCAGGGAACAUGGACACUUUGAAAACAGCGUACUACAGCUCCAGGAGCACGAGGAGACCGAAUCGCCCGGCUCCUGUGGUCAGGGAGGGUGCGGGAGCGGUGGCGAGGAGAAAAAUGAAGAGGGGGGAUGUCCGAUGGACCACAACUGUGAUGACACGCACCACCAUCCUCACGAUGACAUCAAACUGCACUUUCAUAGAGCCGGGAAUGGGGGCUUCCUCGAGGGGCUGUUCGGAUGCUUGAGGCCAGUGUGGAAUAUCAUCGGAAAGACGUAUUCGACCGAGUACAAACUGCAGCAGCAAGCAGAAAUGUGGGAGGUGCCCUUCGAGGAGAUCUCUGAACUGCAGUGGCUAGGGAGCGGUGCUCAAGGAGCGGUGUUCCUCGGGAAGUUUCAUGAUGAAGAAGUAGCGAUUAAAAAAGUCAGAGAGCAAAAAGAAACCGAUAUUAAACACCUUCGCAAGCUGAAGCACCCAAACAUCAUCAGCUUUAAGGGUGUAUGCACACAGGCCCCGUGUUUCUGCAUUAUUAUGGAGUACUGCGCACAGGGACAGCUAUAUGAGGUCCUCCGGGCGGGACGCAAGAUCUCACCGCAGUUGCUGGUGGACUGGGCUUCAGGGAUCGCCAGCGGCAUGAACUACCUGCAUCUCCACAAGAUCAUCCACAGAGACCUCAAAUCACCAAAUGUGUUAGUUACUCAAAGCGAUACGGUGAAGAUCUCAGACUUUGGUACAUCUAAAGAGCUCAGCGACAAGAGCACGAAGAUGUCAUUUGCGGGCACCGUGGCCUGGAUGGCACCGGAAGUCAUCCGCAAUGAGCCUGUGUCGGAGAAAGUAGACAUCUGGUCUUUUGGAGUUGUGUUAUGGGAACUCCUGACAGGUGAGAUUCCCUAUAAGGAUGUGGAUUCCUCUGCCAUUAUCUGGGGUGUUGGCAGUAACAGCCUACACCUACCUGUACCUUCCACCUGUCCUGAUGGUUUUAAAAUACUCAUGAAACAAACCUGGCAGGGUAAGCCCAGGAACCGGCCGUCCUUUAGGCAGAUUCUUCUACACCUGGAUAUCGCCUCUGCUGAUGUGCUCGGGACACCACAAGAAACCUACUUCAAAUCUCAGGGUGAAUGGAGAGAGGAGGUGAAAAAACAUUUUGAGAAGAUUAAGAGUGAAGGUACCUGCAUCCAUCGACUGGAUGAGGAGCUGAUUCGGCGUAGGCGAGAUGAACUCAGACAUGCUCUGGACAUUCGUGAGCAUUAUGAAAGGAAACUGGAGAGAGCCAAUAACUUGUACAUGGAGCUCAGUGCCAUUAUGCUUCAGCUGGAGGUGCGAGAGAAAGAGCUGCUCAAGAGAGAGCAGGCGGUGGAGAAAAAGUAUCCUGGCUCAUACAAACGCCACCUCGUUCGGCCCAUCGUCCGGCCCAACGCUGUCGAGAAGCUCAUUAAGAAAAAGAGUGCCAUCAACCAUAAACCUGGCACACAGACAUCUAAGAGGCCGGAUCUGCUGCGCUCCGAUGGCAUUCCCAGCGUAGAGCCGCUUUCUGCUCCAUCUCCACUGUCAGGCAGUCCAAAAGUGUCCACGCCCCCCGGAAAGAAUCGUUACCGCAGUAAACCCCGUCAUCGCAGAGCAAACAGCAAGGGUAGCCACAGCGACUUCCCCGGUGCUCUGAAACCCAAUACCGGCCCAGAAGAGCAACAACCCCUGCAGGAACAAAACUAUCACCACCACCAUCCCGAGGGUCCCCCGCUUCCAGUACAGAACAGGGUGAACGCCGUGGUCAACUGCGCCAACAACCUGCGGUACUUCGGCCCGGCCGCCGCCCUACGCAGCCCGCAAACCGACCACCUCCAACGGAGGCUUUCCGGCUCCAGCCCAGAUCUCAUCUCCACAGCUGUGGACGCCGAUUUACGGCACCGAAGGUCCUCCGUACCCCCCGCCGCGGGGUCUGGGCCGGGACCGCUGUGUCCCUGCUGCCAGGCGCAUCCCUUUCCCGGCUGCAUGCACUGCCAGGAGACACCCGCUGCCCCCAGCCACCCCCAACUGCCUCACUACUCACUGCUGAGCACGUGUGAGGGGACGCCACCCGCCGUCAAAAAACCGCUGGGAUCCACAUCUGACGUCCAGGGAAAUGAUGAACGGCCGGAUCAGGGAUCUCCACGAGUAGGCUUGCUGCACACGCUCAGACCCCUCAGGAACGGGAGGGAUGAGUCCUCUGAGGAAGAGGAGGGUGAGGUUGACAGUGAAGUGGAGUUUCCACGGAGACAAAGGCCUCAUCGUUGCAUGAAGAGUUUUCAGUCGUACUCCACCUUCAGUUCGGAGAAUUUGUCGGUGUCGGACGGUGAGGAGGGGAACACCAGCGAUCACUCGCGCAGCGGACCGCUGGAGCAGUUGAGCGGCAGUCAGGAGGAACAUCUGGAUGAGCUCCUGUCUCACACCCCUGAGAUUCCCAUCGAUAUUUCCAUGCAGUCUGAUGGUCUGUCUGAUAAAGAGUGUGCCGUGCGGCGGGUGAAGACUCAGAUCUCGCUGGGGAAACUGUGUGCUGAUGAGCACAGCUACGAGAAUCCACUUCAGUUUGGAGAUUCAGACUGUGAUACCUCAGAUGCAGAAUGCUCUGACGCCACCAUCAGGAACAAACAGCCCUGUGCACCCUCAUCCUGGUGAGCUCCAGACCCGCCCUCAGGGUGGAGCCUUUGGAAGAAAACACGGCAAUAAUCGGAGCCUGCUAUAAACAGCCAUGUCCCUUGACCCAUAUUGUCUUGAACCAGGAACCGGAGCCACCCAUAAUCCUCCUUCCACCCUCCCUUCCUCUCUGAGCGAGCAACCUCAGGCAGAUUCUUCUGAAGUGAAACUGUAGCUAGUGUAACGUGCAUCAUUUAUUUUAUUAUGAGCUAACGCAGACAAAUUCAGGAACGGAAAUUGUGGAGUAUUAGCACUGAAGUGUUCCCAACAAUGAACUCUAUACAAGUUUAGUUUAGCAGUCGUGUUAGUUAGAUAGAGUACUGUAUGUUUGUGAAGGAUGUUUUUGGGAAUGUGGUCACGGGACGUCUUACUGUAAAUGACUCUGGCUGGUCAGCUGUGUCCGCUGGCAACUACCCGCUACUUCCUGAGUUUACAGAAAUUGCGCCCUAUGCCCUAGUGAGGGCAACUUUUGCUUAAGCACCAGCAGGAGCUCAAUCCCUCCUCCUUACUGACUUCCAAAACAUUGGAAUAGAUUUCCCAGCAUUCCUGCUUGGUCCACAUAUAAUGAGCCAAUCAGACUGCUGCUGCGGACAACAGGACGUGAGUGAAAUAUUAUAACAGCUGCUGUCACAGAACAACGUCUUCUAUGAACAAAUCAGUGUUAAAAACCUGGGCCGAACCAAAGCAGCAUUUCUCUCGUCUCAGGACUGCGUCUGAAGAGAUGCUGUGGACGGCCAGAGGAAUGAAAGGUUGUUUCAACGGUGCAAAAGUGUGACGCUAAACGUUUCUCGCUUAUGUCACAUUUAUCAUGACACGAAAGCCAACGAUGUAGAUAUUCUGGAGAUGCAGUGUCCUGAGUCAGGAGAAUUACUUUCCUUAAACUAUUCCUUUAAUCAAUGCUUGUUUAAUGUGGAUUAGUUGUGUGUGUGUAUAUGGUUAGGAUUAAUGGAGAUGAGUCAGAAGCACAGAUCUUGUGGUUUAGUUUAAGUGCGGUGAAUGAAUCAGCAAUAACACAGGUUAUGUGCUCAGGCUUUGAGAAUCGCUCGCUCAGGUCGACUGUCUAGCAGGCUGGACAGAUUUACUGCUGCGGUAAACGUUGGAAUCAAAAAAUGAUCUCUAUUUUUACAGGUUUGUGUUCAUUAUUUUCACACAUUGUUUUUUUUAUAGGAAAAAUUGCUAAAUGAAAGUAACACAUAAAAUUAAUUGCGUGUAUUUUGCUGGUUUAAUGCUCAGGUUAAAUGCUUUAUAGUGCACACGAGUCUCCACUAAAACACGUCCGUCUGUUUAUUUUGAACGUUUAGGACCAACUGCAGAUUAUUUUGGCCAAAUGCUCACUGCAAAUUUUUGUGACAAAAGCAUUUAAAUCGGUGAGAGAAUCUCUUGAAUUAUUUUUAUAUAAUAGAAAAUGCAUACAUGGAUAAAGGCAUCUGUUAAAGGGGACAUAUCAUGCAAAUCUGACUUUUUCCAUGUUUAAGUGCAUCAACCUAGAAAAUGUGAAAAAGAUAAAAAAAACUUGGUUUUAGUGAACCAUUAUCUGCAAGCAUGUGAAAAAAUAGCUCAUUGAUAUUUGGCUCUCAUUAUGAUGUCAUAAGGAGAUCUUAUUAUAAUAAUACCGCCCUUUAAGCUGCACUAUCCAACCACAGCACUGCUAUUUAGUGCAGAUAGAGACAAAAUAAUUCACAGCACAACUGAGUUUAAAUUUCAACAAACCACCAUUAUGGUGAUCAGUGUUUGCAUUAUCAGCUCAUUUGCAUUUUAACCCUUGUGCCUUGUUGCAAUUCACUACCCUUUCGUGUAAAAAUGUAUCAGAUUAAUAUUUUUUUCACAUUUUUUUGCAUUAAUCUGUUAAUCAACCUCACUACGGAUCAAAACUACCAAAUGUUUCCAAAAAUGUCAUGAUUUUAACUCUUUAAUUGCCAAGCUCAUAAGUGAUGCCACUGAUUUGAGAAAAAACCCACACAAAAUCACUGAUUUUCAAUAUAAAAAGUGAUUGUGGACUAGAUUUUUUUUUACCUUUUUUACAGUCUUGGGCAUGCCAAAGAUUAGUAAAAACAUUGGCUUUGAUGCAUUUUUAGUUUUUGUGCAGCAUCAGAUUAAAUUUUUUCUCCCUUAUUUAUUGUUUGUGGCCAUUUUUCCCCAUUGACUUCCAUUAUAAAAACAUUUUUUUGCAGAGCCAUUACACCUUAUUAUCAUGCAUUUUAGAUUUUUUGUGGCUUUUGCAAAGAGGUAAAAUUUGUCAUUUUUACUGUUGAACACAAUGUGGCACUAUUAACCCUUUAUAUUGAAAAUCGGUCAUUUUGUGUGUUUUUUUCCCAAAUCAGUGACACCACUUAUAAACUUGGC
Molecule: messenger RNA, 5685 nt
Organism: Paramisgurnus dabryanus
Lineage: Eukaryota; Metazoa; Chordata; Actinopteri; Cypriniformes; Cobitidae
Gene: map3k13
Product: mitogen-activated protein kinase kinase kinase 13
Biological process (GO): protein autophosphorylation; JNK cascade
Cellular component (GO): cytoplasm
Molecular function (GO): MAP kinase kinase kinase activity; ATP binding
Source: RefSeq, a predicted model, not a curated record